AUGGUCCAUUGGUACUGGAAGAUCCAAGUGGUUGCCGGCGAGCAGGGACUGCUUCAUGAUAAACAGACCAAAACUGCGGCUGUGGCCGGUCUGGCCCCUGUCCUGCGACAAGUCCUAUCAGAGGGUCGCUUUCGGGAAGCCAGGUUUCUCAUCUACUCCAAGGCACAUCUCCUGGAGGAUACCGACCAGGCGAUAGAGGAGCUGUGCGACUUCCUCGAGUACUUGACAGAUCCAGCAUUCAUCAUCGAAAGGGCUUUCACCCUGGUAGACUUGGCCGGCUUGCAGUUGAAGUCAGACAGCGAAGCUGUGCUAGCUCAAGCGGCGGAAAACUUCAAGCUCGCCAAAGAUAUAUUCACACAACGUGGCCAUACAUUUGGUAAUAUCGACAUUGAUCUGCUUCAAAUCUCUGCCGACAAAACCAUCUCAGCGGGCGAAAGGUUUCUGGCCAAGACCAAGAUUGCCGAUCGUUACUUUGAAGUCCACCAGUAUCAAAACGGCAUCCGCUGCCUCGCGGUAGCCAUUUCACCGGACAUGAUCGUUGACACCUACUAUGAGGACGUCGUCAGGUCCCUUGAGCUGCUGGACCGGAUGAUCAACGAGUGUGGCAGCGAGAUAUUGAAGCAGAUAUCCCUGCUCCAUUCCGUCUGUCAAGCAAGUCUCAAGGCGCCAGAAUACGGAUUUGCCUUGCAGUCUCUGGAGUCCUAUUUCUGCAACGUACCAGAGGAGAUCAGCCCCAAGUUUCACUCGUACAUGGGUGUCAUUCUGGGCUCGGUGUAUUCCAAGUUUGGGGAAACCGAAAAGGCCGUCCGGGUUACAAGGCAGGCUUUGGAGAUUUCCAUGUCAUGUGCGUCCUACGUUGACCAAUCUGAUGCAGCAACUCAGGUUGGGCAUCACAUGUUGAGCUUAGCUAGGGAACAUCCCGAAGGGUCGGAAGAGUUCAUGGAGAUGACCUCCUCUGCUGUGGACUUUCUGAAAGAAUGGGCAAACAAGGAUGCUGAGCACGGUCAUGCGGAUGGCGAGGCAUUGAAAUGUCUCUUCAUCGCCGAAUGGGACAGCGACGGCCAAAGGUGGAUGGAACGGGUCAAGAAACACAUCCCUGAUUCAGCUGAUGCUCUGGCAAGGAUUCCGGUUGUGGAUUUGGAGCUGCGUCUUCUCAUGCGUCAAGGAAGAUUCUCCGAUGGCCUAGCACUCUCUACUCAACUUGUGGAACAGCUACAGAGGCUUACAGAUGUGCCGCCAUUCAAGAAGGCGCAGACACUUUUGAACGCUUGUAUUCAAGCCUUCGUUUGUGUUCAGAGUACCUUUCGUCAAGACAAAGCGUUGGCCCUUGAGGAAUCCCAGUCGGCCGUGAAGCUUCUUUGGGCCGCCUUGCAGCACUCGUACGAUGCUCUACAGUUAUACCGGCAAGCGAACGGGGUUGAGCUGGUCGUUGACUGCACCCUCUUUGUAUGGGAGAUCAUAAACUUGGCUGUACUGACAAUGUCGGAUGAUGGACGUCAUGGACUGCUUACCGCUUUCAUGGGGGAUAUGAGACAAACCGAAAGGCUUUGUGACAGCAUGAGGCAAAGCGUAUUGUCGGUUGCAGGACUCCAGAGUCUCAUGCAUAAGAGAUUUCUUGUGUCAAAGAAGGCCAGCCUCAAACUCUACAGUGUCGCAGUGGAGCUUGCUUUGAAAUUGCACGACCCAGCUGGCGCCUGGAUUUGGUUGCAGAAAGGAAAGGCUAGAGCAUUUGCCGAUGCCCUGGGUGCUGACUGCAUCCUCCCUCAGAGGCUCGUGGAUCAGAUCAACAAAGAUCACACCGCUUACGAACUCCUCAAGGCGGAGCAGAGCAUUCUCGAGCUUCUUCAGGAGUCCAACGUCAACCAUGUUGUUGCCUCACGCCGGUUGACAGCGUUGAAAAAGAAGAUGGAAGAACAUCCGCUCUUGGUCGAGGCCGCUAAGCUCAGAGGCCAGCUGUUGGAUUUGGACCUUGGAACUGAUGAGCUGAAACAAGCUCUGCAAGCAACAGGUCUCGCGGCUGAUAGAGUCAAGUUUGUCGAUUGGCAUGUCCCUACGUUGGCCAACACUUCAAAUCAAAACAUUCGCCUCUUUGUACGUCAGCUGGAUGGCACCACCUACACGCAGCAACUGCCGCUCAACAUUCAUCAAGUAAAAGAUUGGAUAGCCAAGACCCUUACAUAUCCCGAGAUGGCUACGCCACCACUGGCAAGAAAGACUGGAAACCAGCUGCUCAAGAAGAUGAACGGCUUGGUUGAAGGCUUGCUUGAGUUUACAUCGGAAGGCGACCUGUUGAUCCUAUCGCCGUCUGGUCCCUUGAACAGCAUACCAUUGCAUGCACUGGAAGUUGGCAAGCAGCCCUUGGUUGAGAGGAAUCUUGUCGUGAACGCCUCCAGUGUUGCUACGCUUGGUCAGUGUCUGCUUCGGAUAUCACCAGCACCACCGACAGACGGACAACCUCGACAAUCAUACGGCGCCAAGUAUUUUGCUGUGUACGAGGAACCUGACAGGUUACUGGAACGAGAACAGAUCUUUCACCAUAUCAAAUCACUCCCCGGAGCGUUUCCGGGUACUGUCGCCAUUGGGUCUCAGGUGACAAAGCCUCACUUUCUCCAGGAGUGUGCAACCGCCAACUGGAUUCAUUAUCACGGCCAUGCUCGCUAUAGUAACCAGGACAUCCUAAAGUCAUCCCUGGUGCUCAGCGAUGGAACAGACAGCCUCAGCCACGAUAACAAUACCGGAAAUAGGGAUGGAGAUCUGACAGUCGACGCCGAGGCAGACCUUCUCGAGACGGUUGAAGCGGAAUACGAUGAUGACAACAAUGAUGAGGACGCUGCUGACAAUAGCGAAGGAAUAGACGAGCUCCUCGUCUCGGAGUUGUUCGAAGCCACACUCCCCCGAGGUGGCGUCCACUUCACCAUCAUUGCCUGUGACUCUGGCACGCAGGACAUUGCACCCGGUGAUGAACCGCUGGGAAUUAUACCGGCGCUGCUCUAUGCGGGCGCCACGUCUGUGCUGGGUUGUCAGUGGCCUAUCGACAGUCGGGCGGGGAGAGCUUUCAGUGAGGCGUUUUAUCAGGAGGUCGCGAGCAGACAGACUGGCGGAGCUGUCAACUUGGCCAGUGCUCUGAGGUCUACGGUGAUGAGAAUGAGAAAGGGGGAGUUGGGAGCAGAGUUUAAACAGGCGUAUUACUGGGCGCCGUUUGUGCUUCAUGGCCUGUGGCUUUUUCCAGCGGGUUAUCAAGCUCCUCCGCAAUAA
Molecule: messenger RNA, 3255 nt
Organism: Podospora anserina S mat+
Lineage: Eukaryota; Fungi; Ascomycota; Sordariomycetes; Sordariales; Podosporaceae
Exons: 1
Coding region: 1-3255 (1084 amino acids)
Source: RefSeq, a predicted model, not a curated record